GCCGCUGACGAGCGGGUGGCCGAGACCCUCGGCGGGCGCAGCGAAGCCAAGGUCCUGGGUUGCAACGGUAACGUCUGGAACAGGAGCGUCGAGGUCCUCGAGGCCUUCUUCCACGCCCACCAGUACUGGCCGCAGCUGGUCCUCCUUCAGGAGACGAGGCUAACCCAGGAGCGCCUUCCUGGGGCCAGGGCGCUGGCACGCCGCCUCGGCUACACCGCCUUCUUCCACGAGGCGGUGGCCGCGGACCAGCCUGGCCCGAACGCCACGUCGGGCGGCGUCGCGAUCCUGGUGAGGGCUGGACUCCAGGCCGAGGAGUCCGCCUGCCAGCUCCCUGCGGCCCUUCGCCACCGCCUCAUCGGCGUAGAGGUGGCGGCGCCGUCGGGCCUCCGCCUCCUGGCCUUGGCUGGGUACUUCCAGCACUCCGUAGGCCCGCGGGGGAUCAACCUCGACUUGUUCUCCUCGGUCUCGGACCUAGUGGCAUUCUCGCUCGACUUGCCCUGGGUCCUUCAGGCUGAUUUCAACAUGGAGCCCGAGCCCCUGCAGGAGUUGGGCUGGCCUGCAGCGGUUCGCGGGCAGGUGCUCGGACCCUCAGAGGCGACCUGCUGCGCCCAGGGCUUGGAGCACGUCUACGACUGGUUCGUCGCGUCGUCCGACCUGGCCACGUGCGCGGCGUCCUGCUCGACCACGCUCAACGACUUCGGGCUGCGCCCGCACUCUCCUGUGAUGCUGCGCCUCCAGGACGUCAGGUGCGAUGCCCUGGUCGAGGUGCCCUCCCGUCCUGCUCGGUUUCCAGAUGUGGAGGUCAAAGGCCUGCGCUCCCGCGAGGACGCCCUGGUACAGGCCUUCACUGUCGGCAAGCGCGGGAAGGUGUCGCAGAAGGCGGUAGCUUGGUCAUGGGCUCAGGGUUCGCGCCCGACCUGUCUCUCCGCUGCCUUCGGCGAGUGGAUCGAGGCGGCGGAGGGCGCUCUCACGGGCAUCCACGGGAUUGCGCCAGGCGACCUGCCGCGCUACCUUGGGCGAGGUGCACGGCCCAGGACCAGGCGCGUGCCCUUCAGCGCGCUGGUGCAGCGCGAGGCCAGGUUGAAGUGCAGCGUGCUGACCCACCGCCUGAGGAGCUGCCUAGCGGUCGCCCUCCAGAGGCUUCGCGCCGAGCAGGCCAGCAGGUGGUACCCGAUCCACUCUUGGUGGUAUGAGCAGGAGGCUGCGGCGAGGGCGAAGCUCCUGGACGAGGCGACCCAGGAGGAGACUGGUCUUCGGAGCGUGCCCCUCCCUGGGGCCUCCGACGAGAAGUGGGGUGACCUCGCCUACCACGCGGGGGUGAAGGGCUGCCCCACGGCGAUCGCCAAGCUGCAGUCGUGGCUCCUGGCGUCCCAGAGGCGCGAUGCCGCUGAAGGCGCGGCCGCUUGGCGCAGCUGGGCCCAGGCGGCGGUGGAGAAAGGGGGCCGCCUGGCCCACCGCUUCUCCAAGGCGGCUCCCACGCCUGUUGUCAGAGACGCCGACGCUGGGAAGCCGCUCGUCGGCGUGGACGCCGUGGACCAGCUCGCGCGCACGUGGCAGCGGCUCUGGCUCCAG
Molecule: messenger RNA, 1572 nt
Organism: Prorocentrum cordatum
Lineage: Eukaryota; Dinophyceae; Prorocentrales; Prorocentraceae
Source: the annotation of a GenBank genome assembly